Molecule: messenger RNA, 1175 nt
Organism: Triplophysa dalaica
Lineage: Eukaryota; Metazoa; Chordata; Actinopteri; Cypriniformes; Nemacheilidae
Product: hydroxycarboxylic acid receptor 2-like
Exons: 2
Coding region: 71-1018 (315 amino acids)
Biological process (GO): G protein-coupled receptor signaling pathway
Cellular component (GO): membrane
Molecular function (GO): G protein-coupled receptor activity
Source: RefSeq, a predicted model, not a curated record
UGCUGACACCCUGCAUACUAUACCUCUUGAUAUACCUAAUUUGCAGUUGGGAGUCUACUCUGAAACUACAAUGACAAACGGCAUUGAAGAUCACUGCAAUACAACCCAUGAACUGAUGGCCUCCGUCCUUCCUCCAGUAGUAAUCAUCGAGAUGUUACUUGGUCUGCCUGGCAAUGUCGUGGCAUUAUAUGUUUUUUGCAAAUAUAUGAAAUCCUGGAGGACCAAUGUCAUAUUCCUCUUCAACCUAAUUCUGUCCGACUUUCUGCUCCUCCUGAGUCUACCCUUCCGCAUCGACAACUUUGUACGCGGCGAGACGUGGAUAUUUGGAGACGCUUGGUGUCGUAUUAAUCUAUUUAUGCUGGCUGUGAACCGUUCAGCCAGCAUUGCGUUCAUGACUGCUGUGGCUUUUGACCGCUAUUUUAAAGUGGUGCAUCUGCAUCACAAAAUCAAUCACAUAUCCUCAAAACAAGCAGCCGGGGUUGCCUGCUUCAUCUGGGCCGUUGUGAUAGCCCUGAGGAUCCCUUUGCUGGCCAACCACCUUCUGAACACAGGGAAAAACCACUCCCGUUGCAGAAGUUUCAGCAAUUAUGAAGUUCUAUCACCAGGUAUACUCUUGCAUUAUAUUGUAUUUAUGUUAGAGUUUUUUGUGCCGCUAAUGCUCCUGAUCUUUUGCUCUGCGCGCAUCACCUGCGUCUUACGUUCUCGACCAAGGUUGAACGAAAGCAAAAAGGGUCAAAGGGCCAUUCGGACUGUUUUGGUUAUCGUUGGGGUUUUUGUCUUCUGUUUUUUCCCCUGCAUUGGCACAGGGCUGACUGUUCUCAUAUUAAAAUCACUUGGAGAGAAGUAUUGCAAUGCUUACAAUCUAACAACCGAGUUGUUCAGUAUGUCCUUAGCAUUCACGUAUCUGAACAGCGCUCUUGAUCCAGUCAUUUACUGCUUCUCCAGUUCCUUAUUUCGCAAUUAUUUGAAAACAACUCUAAACCGGACCGGUAUGAUACAGCUUCAGGUCAGCAAAUAGGACAUGACGCACAUCGGCUGUCACUGAGAACCGGACUUUGAUGGGACAGGAGUGAUGUGAUAUGGGGUUGAUCAGGCAUUGGACAAGACUGCAAUACAAUACUAUAUGUCAAUAUUAUAAUACUUUCUCAUUAUGAGAAUCAGUUCAUAACAUUAUG